This is a messenger RNA of Miscanthus lutarioriparius, 390 nucleotides long. NCBI's taxonomy places the organism in Eukaryota, Viridiplantae, Streptophyta, Magnoliopsida, Poales, Poaceae. The record is from the annotation of a GenBank genome assembly.
AUGAUGGCCGUGGCGUCUCUGCAGUUGCGCCCAAUCCCUCGUCUCCUUCCGGCGAGAAAUGGCGGCGCCCGCACAAGUCCGCGGAUGGCCGACUUGAGCUGCAGAUACAACCAGUCCACCAAUGUUCAAGGACGAACAAGGCUCAGAAGCCACAUAGCACGCAGAGAUGCCCUGUCAUUCAUGUCAUCCGCCGUGUUGGCCGCAUUCGUGCUCAUGGUGGCCAGUCCAGCAGAAGCUAGAACUUCGAGAUCGGAGAACAAAAAGAAAGCCUUGGAGAAGCUCAGGGAGAAGGCGUUAGGCGCAAAGGAGAAGAAUGGAGCCACCGGUAAGGAGAUGCCGCCUCCGGCGAACUUGCUAAUCCCUCGUCCGGCCGUCCAGGCUUCCUUGUGA